AUGUCCAUGGUAGUAUCUUUUAGUGCCAAAGGACAUGCGAACCGUCGCUUGCUGACCGACAAGCUCCAAGACUCCAACGGUGAGCCCAUCAAGUCAUGGAACGGUGAGCCUCUGGAUGUCUUGGAGCAGCUAAAACGUCUAUGCAACGACCAGCCCUUGACGGUUCAUGACGCACUGAGCGCUCUCAUCAAUUUAUGCGACACGCCAUCAGUGGCAAUACGUAUUGGUGACAACGACUUUCUCGCAUUCCUCGUGGCGUACAUUGGGGACUCUGUGUCGCUUUUGGCAGAUCUGGCCUGCAUGCUCCUAUCUAAUCUCACCAAAUUUGAUGCCAUCAGCUCGCGACUUCUCGAUCUUGAAGUGGAAGACCGGCCUUUUUAUUCGUUCCUAUCCCCGCUUGACCUGCAAGUUUCGUUGAGUGGUAUGGAAGCAGAUCCAUCUCAGCCAGAUUAUGAGGCCAAGAAGAUGGCUGCUGAGGCGGCUACGAAGCGCAUUGCCGAGUCAAUGCACGCUGAUCACACAGGCAAAGUACCCGCUCUUGUGAAAUUGAUCCGCGCUUUUGAAGAAGGCGCCACCGUCGAGUCAAGCUCAGCCAGUGGUGCAAACAUGCGCUCGCGCAUUGAAUCGUCAAAAAAUGAGGGAGACACUGGUAAGCCUGUUGAAAUGGACUCGGAUGGGCGGCCCGUGCUUAAGCGCCGCUCUACGUGCAAUUUUCUCGCCAGUGUAUUUGCCAAUGUCACCGUGCUUCCCAAAGGCCGCGAAUUCUUUGUGGCCCCUAUGGCAGGUGCCAAUGCGCAGAUGGCGGAUGCCUAUCCGGUCGGUCGCAUUAUGGUAUAUACGGAACACGCCGAUUUGAUCCGUCGUGGCGGCGUCAUUAGUGCCCUAAAAAACGUGCUCUUCGUCAAGCACGCACACAAGCUUCUCCUUGCGCCAGCACCAGGUGCCAUGGACGAAGAUCGCCCCUCCCUCGAUAUUCUGCCCUACAUUCUGAUGCCACUCAUUGACGGCCACGAGCUCGCCAAAGUCGACUUGGAGGACCAGGAGUCACUGCCGGAAGCAUGUCAGCUUGUCGACGAGAGCAAGCCUCGGGAGAAGGACAGCGCUUUGCGUCUCAUGCUUGUCGAGUCAUUGCUGCUUCUUUGUACAUCGCAUUACGGACGCGAAAGCCUGCGUAAUCGUGGCGCGUACAUUGUCGUGCGUGAGGCGCACUUGGCCGAGCCUAAAGAGCAGAUCACAGAGGCGAUUGUCAGGCUUGUGAACCUACUCAAACGUGAUGAAUCUGAGUCGUCUCUGAAAGAUGCAGAAGUCGACAUAGACCUGCCUUCUUCGGAUGGCGGCGAGCACGAUGAGGACUUAGUCAUCGAGGAGCUGUAA
This is a messenger RNA of Malassezia sympodialis ATCC 42132, 1374 nucleotides long. RefSeq names its product Hgh1p (gene HGH1). The record is from RefSeq and is a predicted model, not a curated record. Lineage: Eukaryota; Fungi; Basidiomycota; Malasseziomycetes; Malasseziales; Malasseziaceae.